Messenger RNA from Gryllus bimaculatus (two-spotted cricket), 600 nucleotides. NCBI's taxonomy places the organism in Eukaryota, Metazoa, Arthropoda, Insecta, Orthoptera, Gryllidae. The record is from the annotation of a GenBank genome assembly.
ACAUCCGGUCCUUAUUCAAAUUCCAUACAGUAGCCAAUCAGAGUUCAGAGCGACGCCAUAUACAUCUGUACAACAGCAACUCAAGCUCAAGCGGAGAAUCGGUGAACUAUUUUUUCAUUUUGAAAUUUUUUCGCAAACGAGCCGGUUGGUUACCGUUGGAUUCCUUCCUCGUCGACCUAUGGUUGUAUAUUCACGUGCUGUUCGUAGGGCUGUUAACGCCAUAUCGCAGUCAGUGAAUUAGAGAAAUGAAGUGAUUUACUGCUGUUUGAAGUCUGAAGCGUGCAUUUUGGCUUCGAGAAGAUGAUGGGUGCGUAACAAAUAGUGGAAUUUUUUUAAUGUUCAUGUUCAGUUGCAUAUCCCUUGUUUGGACCAAGCGAGGUGACACCCACUAUGGGUGUAAUUGAUUCUUGUACACAGGCAGCUUUUCAAACUGAAAAUGGUUCUAGUGCUGUUGAACAUGCUGCUACAGCAAGUGCAGCAGAUGCUUAUUCUAGCCUUGUGAAAGAUCUUUUUCACCCGUGUGAGGUGUCACCUCAAAUCCUUGUACUUGGAAUGGUGCAAGAAGCCAUUCUGGGAGAUGAAUCUGUGCCUUCGGUGUGU